GAGAGCAAAGUUUAUUAUUCUUGAUCUUUUUUAUAGACAUGUUCGAGAAGGUCUGAGAGGUAAAACUCUCAUUGGUGAUUAAAGCAACACAUUUACUAUCAGUGGUUAAGUGUAACAUCAUCUUUUGACUGUUUUCUUAAACAUUACUUGCAAAAAAUUGUUGUCCUUUACCAAGGACUGUUUGGAUUCUUUCUCAUGUUUUCUCAGUUUAGAAUGAGAAGCCUGUGGCUUAGUUUCUGUUCUCUUCUUUUUGCAUUUAAUAUCUGCAGAGCAGCAUGAAACAUUUCCUGUAGAUGGGAUAUUUAGUACUCUUAGACAAUGGCAUAGUGCAGAAAAGCACAGGGCUGGUACAGCAGCAGAGACCUCGUGGUGUGGAGACACAGGAUGAAAGAGUGCAGAGAGGGGAGAUAAGAGUUUGUGUGUGUGUGUUAUGUGGGUGACACAACACCCAUAAAACAGGAGCCUACAGCAUGGAGCAGAAUUGUGCACAGAUGCAUCAGCAGAGGCACGAGGGGCAAAUGACCCUUCCCUAGCCAAUACAUGAUAACCAGGUCAGCCCACAGGAGCCUGAAAUAUUCUUGUUAUCAUGGAUGUCUCUGCCUUUGAACAUAGUAAACGCUGGGAGCAUUAGGAGCUGUUCCCACAUUCUCCACAACACAAAGUAAUACAUGGCACAGAGCCAGGCUGAAAAAGAGCAGCUGAGUGACUCAACAGUUUCAAUUCUUCAGCUGCAGACUGACUAUUCUGCUAAGGCAAGCCCAGAGAAAAGCUAUGUUUCAGUUUCUGUUUUCCAGUAAUUUCAUCACAGACCAUGUGAGGGCUGGACCAAAUAAAAUGGAAGGCAUAACAACAGUGGGCAGCAUUCCUUUGGCUUUGAGGCUGAAGACAAGCAAGCAGAGAAGGAAAACCAUGAGUACCAUUUCCAAGGAUUCCUUGAAGGCUUCCCUGCUGCAGUUAGAAUGCCAUUUUACAUGGACUUUGCUGGAGAAGCAUGUAAGUCUUGAGGCCCUAGAGGAAACAAUACUUGAUCAUAUCAAGUUUGUCACAGAAUACAAAAUAAGAGAUUAUAAUACACUAUCCUAUGUAUGCCACCUAAAGAAUUCAGAUGAGGAAGCCCUAAGACAUCUCAAAAAAGCUGAAGAAGUUAUUCAAAAAUGUCAUCCAGAUGAAAUUGCCAGGAAAAGUCUUGUUACCUGGGGGAACUAUGCCUGGAUCUAUUACCACAUGCAGAGAUAUGAAGAAGCUCAAACUUACGUAAGCAAAGUGGAAAACAGCUGCAAAGAGCUUUCAAGUACUUCUCAUGGAAAGAUUCAGCUUCCAGAGAUCUAUGCUGAGCAAGGAUGGGCAUUAUUACGUUUUGGGAGGAAUUACUUUGAGAGGGCAAAGAAUUGCUUUGAAAAUGCUCUGAAGAGCGAGCCUGAUAACCCAGAUGUUAAUGCUGGCUAUGCAUUAGCAAUGUAUCGCUUGGAGGACUGCGCUGAGAAGUAUGGUGAAGAGGUGAGGCCAUGCCUUGAGGCCCUGCAGCGAGCAGUGCAACUGAAUCCAAACGACACUACCAUUAUGGGGCUACUUGCAUUAGAACUUCAGCGAUUAAAACGAGUGAAUGAAGGAGAGAGGUACAUUGAAGAAGGACUGCAGAAAACCCCUGACUUUCCUGUUUUCCUGCGAUAUGCUGCUAAUUUUUACAGAAAGAAAGGAAAAGUGGACAAGGCAGUGGAGAUCUUGCAGAAGGCCCUAGUACUGACACCAAACGCUGUCGUUCUGCAUCACCAACUAGGACUCUGCUACAGAACCAAGGCACUUCAAUUGAAAAAUACAAGAUACACACCUCAAGAGGAAGUGGAGAAUCUCUUCCAGCUUGCCAUUUUUCAUUUUAAAAUAGUCAUAGACAAGAAGCCAGUAUUUUUUUGUGCCCAUUGUGACCUUGCAAACACAUAUGCACUAGCCAAGAGGUAUGAAGAAGCAGAAGAGGUAUUUCAGGGAGUGCUUCAGAGAAAUGAUAUACCCUGUGAUGACAAACAAGUUAUCUACUUCAAUUAUGGCAAUUUUCAGCAUUUUCACAUGAAGUCAGAAUCUAAAGCCAUUAAGUAUUACAUAGAAGGUCUGAAAAUGGAAAAAGAUUCCUAUGGAAGAAAAAAGUGCAGUAAAGCUGUGGAGAUAUUGUUGAAAGAGAAAAUUAGGAGAGGUUUAAGAGCCACAGAUAUUGGUACACUUGGAUUUGUUCAUAACCUAAAUGGUAAGAAACAAGAAGCAAUUCAAUGCUAUCAGAAAGCCAUUGCUUUGGAGCCAAACAAUGAAGAAUAUCUGAAUGCAUUAGCUGAGCUACAACUUUCCAUCUCAAGCUAAAGCUCACAAAAAUCCUAUGUACCAAAAUAUCCCCCAAACCAAGGACCUUUCAACGCUCUCAAAACUUGGUUUUGUUGUUUGUUUUUCAUUUGAAGGUAGACAUUAUGACCAGAUGGAACUCGUGUGGCAUCCGUUUCUGGUCAUAAUGUAGAAACUGCAGACGAUUGUUCAUUUGUUCAUUCGCUAACAGAGAGCAUGCUUGGAUAACUACAUAAUAUAUAUUUAUAGCUAGUCUAACUUAGUCUUCAGUGCUAACAUGGGUAUAAAUGUUACAUUUAAGUGAUGGUCUGUAGAACACAGAACUACAACACUGAAAUCAGAUAUUACCUUUUACUGAGAAAAAGAUAAGGGAAUCGUAGUAUUUUGUCUGUACACUUGAAGGGCAUGCUUACACACAAAUAGAAAUUCUGAAGCUUUUUUAAGCAUUUCAAAAAUAUGUUUUGUAGAAGAAACUUUUGUUGAAGGCUUGUUCAGUUUACUACCUUGUAUGCUGUUUAAUUAUGAAAUAAAAACACCAUUUUGUUAGUCCACUGGAAAGCUAACAAAAUGCAUAUUAUUGCUGUGAAUUACUAAAGUCUGUUGAAUCCAUCAACUGCUGCUUCUGGGUAUCUCUCUGAUGACCAGCCUUCAUGUUAGUAGGUUAAGACAAACAGCCAUCAAAAAAGUAAGAAGGAUAGAGUUUUGGUAGGAUACAAAAGGCUGAGGAGACAGCCCCAUUUAUUUUCCCUGAGCUCUCAGCAAAGCUGGCUCCAGGGAAAUUGCAUCAAAGAAUUAAACUGUGCACAAAACAGCAUCUGUCUUGUUUACCCAAAACACCCUAUCAGGAACCACUACAGCAAACGUCUUGUAGCAGCGCAGGCGGAUGGUAAAUGCUGCUGCCUUCCCAAAAGCGUCUCCAGGUGAAGGCGUUCGGGCAGGCACACAACAAACACACAAUCCACACACACAGGACACGGACAGCUUGUCAGCAAAGAGAGCAGGAAGGGUCUUUGUAUGGAGUUCCAACAGGGUUUAUUACAGCCACACAUCAAAAGCGUCCAGGCACAAAGACAAGUGACAAGGGCGGGUCCAGGAUUAUAUAUAGGAAAGGGGGGGCAGAUCAAAGGGUCCGGGUCCAAUAGGAACAGGGGGAAAUGGUGCAGAGGUGGGGUAAUAAAACAAGGGAAUCGAUAGGAUAGCAGGGCCACUGCACUAAACGAGGGCCAAUGGGGAAACAGGGGUGGAAGAACAUCCUAGGGAGCAUACAUAUAAGGUAAAAGGGGGGCUGAACUGGGUGACACCAACUUGGUAAAGCAAUGAGGGAAUAAACAUUAAAAUAUGGCUGCAGAGGUCUAUGGGAGUGAGGUGUCUCCCACCCCAACCUUGGGAGGCAUUAUUCAUGGUGUCCUUUCCAUGGCUGAGGGAUGGAGCUUUUGGUCAUAGGCCCUUGGGCCUCCACAACAUCUGGAGGGGAAGGAGAGGCAGACUUUGAGAUGCCAAAGAGGUGGCUGUGGCCCUGCUUAUUAAACAAGCAAGGGAUAGCAAACACGCACAAGAAAUGACCUGAACUGGACAUGGAGGGCAGAGCACAGCCAGAAGAGAGUUGGGUGAGCACCACAGAGCAGGGCAGGGGAACAUGAGGGGUGUGUGGGAAAAGGGGUGGGUGCCCAUAGGGUCUACAUGAAUGGAAGAAAGGACUGAAAUGACAGAAUGGGUUGGCAAGGUGAUUGUCUUCAUAUAACCAACUAAAAUUCAAUAUUCUUUGGAACAUCCUGGCCUAAUUGCCCAGUAGUGUACCUUUGUUUGAUAGACCAUAGUACUCAGGGAAAACUAAUGCUCUACUUCCAAAACACUUCUGAGCCUUAGCCACUAGUGCAGCAUGAAGGAAACUGGUGACAGAGCCCAUCAGGAAGGAUGUGCCCUUUAGUUUCUAGCCAUCCUGGAGCACUCCUGCACCUGCAACAGCACCCCUCUACAGACAGGAUGACAAGCCAUGAAGGAGAGCAAAACACCAAUGCCAGACCACAAAAUAUCAAUAAACCUCUUCCCUCUCAGCUCUCCUUCAGAGAAUCUUUCGUAACACAAGCAAAAGUAAUCAACUGUACAUAAUUAAAAACACCCUCUUCCUAAAAAAGAGAUGGAGCAAAAUUCACCCUUGUUUCCCAGCCACCUGUCAGUUUCUCUGGUACAAACAAAGGCAACCCUACCUAGGGAAGGAGAGAUGAGGGGGGAGAACAGGAAGGACUGGGAACAGUUCUGACAGACCUGAAUGCUGGAACAGCAGUGGGGGCAAAGUCAGGAACUGGUGACACAACAUUGGUGUGCCCAGCUAUGGGGGAAAAAGGGUCUGUUAGACCACCUCACUGCCUUUGUGAAUCUUGAGGCCUUUUAAGCUCAGCAUCAUUGCUAUCUAAACUCUACUGAGGGCAUUGAUGGGGGAGGGCAACAGGGAAGAAUUUGAGGAAGAGUUGGUGCAGAUUCACAAAGCAGUGGUACAUCCAUCUCCCCUCUACACUGCCACCAGGACAUCUGAAAAAAUAACCUUCAAGAAAUAAGGAUAAGCUAUAAAUUAUUUGGGGGGGGGGGGGGGGGGAAAAGUGAGCCUGAAUUUUUAAGAAGAGUCAUAGCAGCUCGAUCUG
Molecule: messenger RNA, 4964 nt
Organism: Poecile atricapillus (Black-capped chickadee)
Lineage: Eukaryota; Metazoa; Chordata; Aves; Passeriformes; Paridae
Product: interferon-induced protein with tetratricopeptide repeats 5-like
Exons: 2
Coding region: 772-2346 (524 amino acids)
Biological process (GO): defense response to virus
Cellular component (GO): cytosol
Molecular function (GO): protein binding
Source: RefSeq, a predicted model, not a curated record